CGGCGUCGGAGUAGAGUUUCAGACAGAGACAUCUCCGAGGAAGAUGCCCAGUGUCUGCAACUGAUAUCAUCUCCGAGAUUAUAGGCAAAUGUGAUAUCUCUCUUUCUGUCUCCCAGACUAGAACUUCCUCCUUUGUCUAAUUUUCAAUUAAGUUUCGAGAUAUCGGAAAAUUUCCAUGGCUGUGCCCGUUGAGGAAGCCAUUGCAGCCCUGUCAACGUUUUCUCUAGAGGAUGACCAGCCUGAGGUGCAAGGCCUAGGAGUUCUACUAUCAGCUGACAGAUCUCAUACGAACAGCCCAAUAGAGUAUAGUGAUGUUUCUGCUUACCGUUUGUCUCUACUGGAGGACACAAAAGCUGUCAAUCAACUGAAUGCUCUUGUUCAAGAAGGGAAGGAAAUGGCAUCUGUUCUCUACACGUAUCGAAGUUGCGUAAAAGCACUUCCUCAGCUUCCUGAUUCGAUGAAGCAAAGUCAGGCGGAACUGUACAUGGAGACAUAUCAAGUUCUUGAUUUGGAGAUGAGUCGUCUGCGUGAAAUUCAGAGAUGGCAAGCUUCAGCUGCUUCUAAACUUGCAGCUGAUAUGCAACGAUUUUCAAGGCCUGAGAGGCGCAUAAAUGGUCCUACUGUAACUCAUCUUUGGUCCAUGUUGAGGUUGCUUGAUGUUUUGGUACAACUUGAUCAUCUAAAGAAUGCAAAAGCAAGCAUACCAAAUGAUUUUUCUUGGUAUAAGAGGACUUUUACUCAAGUCAGUGUUCAGUGGCAAGAUACUGAUUCAAUGAGGGAGGAGUUAGAUGAUUUACAGAUUUUCUUAAGCACCAGAUGGGCUAUUUUACUGAACUUGCAGGUUGAGAUGUUCCGUGUAAAUACUGUAGAAGACGUUCUUCAAGUCCUUAUAGUAUUUUGUGUUGAAUCUCUAGAGUUGGAUUUUGCUCUACUGUUUCCAGAACGCCAUCUUCUCCUACGUGUCUUGCCUGUUCUUGUCGUUCUAGCAACAUCAUCAGAUAAAGACAGUGAAUCAUUGUACAAAAGAGUGAAAAUCAAUCGACUCAUCAAUAUAUUCAAGAAUGAUCCUGUUAUUCCUGCAUUCCCAGAUCUUCAUCUUUCUCCUGCAGCGAUGUUGAAAGAGCUGUCGAUGUACUUCCAAAAAUUCUCAAGCCAAACUCGUCUUCUCACUCUCCCAGCACCACAUGAACUCCCAGCUCGUGAGACACAAGAUUAUCAGAGACAUUAUUUUAUUGUCAAUCACAUUGGAGCUAUACGUGCUGAGCAUGAUGAUUUUGCUGUUCGUUUUGCUUCAUCCGUGAACCAGAUUAUAUCUCUGAAAUCAACAGAUGGUGCAGACAUAGAGUGGUGCAAGGAAGUGAAGGGAAAUAUGUAUGAUAUGGUUGUUGAAGGUAUUCAGCUUCUAAGCAAAUGGACUGCACGCAUUUGGGAACAGGGUGCAUGGAAAUUCUCUCGUCCCUGUAAAGAUGCAAUUCCUGCAGAAACUCAUGGGAGUUCUGCAUCAUUUUCUGACUAUGAGAAGGUGGUUCGGUGGAAUUAUACUAUGGAGGAAAGGAAGGCUCUGGUAGAGCUUGUUAGUUACAUAAAGAGUAUUGGUUCAAUGAUGCAGCGGUGCGACACGUUAGUUGCUGAUGCUUUGUGGGAAACAAUCCAUGCUGAGGUCCAAGACUUUGUGCAGAACAAAUUAGCCAACAUGCUGCGAACUACAUUUCGCAGGAAGAAGGAUUUGUCUAGGAUUCUUUCUGAUAUGCGGACACUUUCGGCGGACUGGAUGGCAAAUACAAGCAAGCCUGGGUCAGAGUUACAAUCUUUACAACAUGGAGGUGAAGAGAACAAGGGGAACUUAUUUUAUCCAAGGCCUGUUGCACCAACAGCUGCUCAGGUUCAUUGCCUGCAGUUCCUGAUAUAUGAGAUUGUAUCUGGUGGUAAUUUGAGGAAGCCAGGAGGGCUUUUCGGAAACACUGGCCCGGAGAUUCAAGUUAAUGAUCUGAAACAGUUGGAAACUUUCUUCUACAAGCUUAGCUUUUUUCUCCAUAUUUUGGAUUAUACAGUGACCAUUGCAACAUUAACUGAUCUUGGUUUCCUCUGGUUUAGAGAAUUUUAUUUGGAGUCUUCUCGUGUUAUCCAGUUUCCCAUAGAAUGCUCUCUUCCAUGGAUGCUAGUGGAUUCUGUGAUUGAGUCCCAGGAUGCAGGUCUACUUGAGAGCAUACUGAUGCCAUUUGACAUCUAUAAUGAUUCUGCCCAACAUGCAUUGGUUGUGCUGAAGCAGCGUUUCCUCUAUGAUGAAAUUGAAGCUGAGGUAUUGGAAGCAUAAAAAUUGUUAGAAUUA
Molecule: messenger RNA, 2329 nt
Organism: Macadamia integrifolia
Lineage: Eukaryota; Viridiplantae; Streptophyta; Magnoliopsida; Proteales; Proteaceae
Product: protein PIR-like
Exons: 19
Coding region: 176-2314 (712 amino acids)
Biological process (GO): regulation of translation; regulation of actin filament polymerization; cell morphogenesis
Cellular component (GO): SCAR complex
Molecular function (GO): small GTPase binding; RNA 7-methylguanosine cap binding
Source: RefSeq, a predicted model, not a curated record